GCAUGGCGCCCGGAACCGGCUGCCGCAGGGACCCGCUCUCCGGCCCGGCCGCGUGGGGGCGGAGCCCGGCCUGCAGCUGCGAGGACCGCAGCGGCGGGAGGUGGAGUCUCCGUCCGGAAGCCUGCGAUUCGCGGCCAUGGCGGUGCCGGCCCGCGGCUUUUCCCUGCUCCGCCGUCGCCUGGGCCGCGUGUUGAUGCUCGGCGGGAGCGUGGUGCUGCCCCUGGGGGCGCCGGGAGCAGCCGGCUGCGCGUCCCGGGGUUUUCGGAGCAGCGGCGUGAGACAUGAUGCCAUCAUUAUCUCAGGAACUGAAAUGGCCAAACAAAUCCAGAAAGAAAUACAGAGAGGUGUGGAAUCAUGGAUUUCCCUUGGGAACAGAAGACCUCACCUCAGUAUCAUUUUAGUGGGUGAUAACCCAGCAAGCCACACGUACGUCAGGAAGAAGAUCAGAGCUGCGUCUGCUGUAGGGAUCCGUAGUGAGAUCAUUCUAAAACCAAAGGAUGUUUCUCAGGAAGAACUUUUGGAUAUAACUGAUCAAUUGAAUAUGGACCCACGAGUCAGUGGUAUAUUGGUUCAGUUACCACUACCAGACCAUGUGGAUGAGCGAACAGUAUGUAAUGGAAUUGCCCCUGAAAAAGAUGUAGAUGGAUUUCAUAUUAUCAAUAUUGGAAGACUGUGCCUUGACCAGAAUUCUCUCAUACCGGCCACUGCCAGUGCUGUUUGGGAAAUAAUCAAAAGAACAGGGAUUGAAACAUUUGGGAAAAAUGUGGUUGUAGCUGGAAGAUCCAAGAAUGUAGGGAUGCCCAUUGCCAUGCUUUUACACACUGAUGGAGAGCACGAACGGCCAGGAGGUGAUGCAACCGUGACAAUAGCUCACAGAUACACUCCCAAAGAACAAUUGAAGAUCCAUACACAGCUGGCAGAUGUUAUCAUAGUAGCUGCCGGUAUUCCUAAGUUGAUCACAUCUGAUAUGGUUAAAGAAGGUGCUGCUGUAAUUGACGUGGGUAUCAACUAUGUCCACGACCCAGUGACAGGAAAGACAAAACUGGUUGGAGAUGUGGACUUUGAAGCUGUUAAGAAGAAGGCUAGCUAUAUCACUCCAGUUCCAGGAGGCGUCGGACCCAUGACAGUGGCAAUGCUUCUGAAGAACACUCUUCUGGCAGCUAAGAAACUCAUUUCCUAAUUCACACGAGAGAAUAGGGCAAACUGAAGUCAUGCUAUUUAUUUAUUUGACAAAGGGUGUAAACACCUUUAUAUUUUACUACAAAGCUAUUUGUUUCUACAUCGUAUUUAUUUUUUUCAUGGAUGGAAUCAUACUGGACCAGAUGACUCAUACGACUUUAUGCAUUUCUUGCCAACAGAUUUUGAGUUUUAGGAUAAAACAAAAUAAUUCCAAUGAAAACUUUGGUAACAACGGCUUAUUUUGUGAAUACUAUUUGUUCAUAAUAUCAAACCAUAAAGGGCUCAUAAUAAAUGAAUAUAUUUUUUGACACAAAUAUCACACAAAGUAUGUUUUCAACCAAUGUCUUGUCAGCCAAAUGGGUGCCCUCAUAAAUUGUAAUUUAGGUUUGGACAUAAGCAUGCUCAAUUUUUAUAUAUUUUAUGUGUCUCAUAUGCUGAAAAAGAGCUUACUUGUAAAGGAAAGAUAAAACAGUAAAAAUCAAAUCUUGAUCUUGUA
Molecule: messenger RNA, 1675 nt
Organism: Herpailurus yagouaroundi (jaguarundi)
Lineage: Eukaryota; Metazoa; Chordata; Mammalia; Carnivora; Felidae
Gene: MTHFD2L
Product: methylenetetrahydrofolate dehydrogenase (NADP+ dependent) 2 like
Exons: 8
Coding region: 137-1180 (347 amino acids)
Biological process (GO): tetrahydrofolate interconversion
Cellular component (GO): mitochondrion
Molecular function (GO): methylenetetrahydrofolate dehydrogenase (NADP+) activity; methylenetetrahydrofolate dehydrogenase (NAD+) activity; methenyltetrahydrofolate cyclohydrolase activity
Source: RefSeq, a predicted model, not a curated record